GAAAGAACACACGUUUGACACUCGAAUAUUCACCACUUCUUGAUGCCUCUUCACGCCUCUCUUCGUGGAAAGUUCCCGGCCGACCGGCUACCCGCAUCACGGUUGCCUGAAACGAAACCGCCUAAACCGGACCGCGAUUUAAAUCGCCGACACGGACCAGGACAACUUCUCGCUCGUCGAUCUACUCGAGAUUUGAUAUCUCGCGAUUCGCGUUUAUAUCUCGUUUAUAUCCCGCCGCGAUCGACGCAACCGUCACACUGGAGAAAAAGUCUUGUUGUAUUAAUUGGAAUUCUUGUAGAUUCAACUAGAAAGGUAGAAAAAUCAGUGCACCAUCGAGAUCGCGCCCGAUGCUCCAGCCUUGAAGACGCGUCUCGGAUUCGUCGAAAAUUACGAUUCGAGUCGCUCGAGGAUGCGACACAAAUUGUCCGCCAGGAGUUACGAGAGAUUAUCGACUUCUUCGAGACGGUGAGAUUCAAGCUCUUCCAAGAAAGGCAACCGAUUUCACACUUCUAACGUUUCGCGUCU
Acromyrmex echinatior (Panamanian leafcutter ant) is the source of this 525-nucleotide messenger RNA. RefSeq lists its product as uncharacterized. The record is from RefSeq and is a predicted model, not a curated record. NCBI's taxonomy places the organism in Eukaryota, Metazoa, Arthropoda, Insecta, Hymenoptera, Formicidae.